AUGGGACAAAAGCAGUGUGUACGAGAAUGUAUGCGGCGGGGGGAUUGUCUAUCGGUCAAUUACUGGAGGAGCGACCUACGAUGUCAGCUGAACCCAUCCACAGUGGGACCGGGGGUGGCUCUAGUGCCUGACUCUCUGUGUGAUUACAUUGAAAAAAUGACACAGCCCCAGGAACUUAUUCAUGCUGCUUGUCUAUCUGCAUCCUGCCCAUAUAGAUGUACAAUGUUAUCGAGUGGGGUUCCAACUUGUGUAUCUGAUCUGACAGAGAAUGCCCCAACAACAACAACGAUUGCAUCAACAACAGAAACAGCAACACCGAUUCAAACAACAGCAACAACGAUUUCAACAUCAACAAUAAUUUCAUCCUUGUCUGAACAAAUAACAGCAACAACGACUUCAACAUUUGAACCAACAACACUUUCAACAGCAGAUACUACAACAGCAAAAACAAAUUCAUCAUCGACUGAACAAACAACAGCAAAAACAACAGCAACAACGAUUCCAACAACAGAAGCGACAACACCAUCAACGAUUUCACUCUCGACUAAACAAACAACAACAACAACGACUUCAACAUUUGAACCAACAACACUUUCAACAGUAAAAACGGCAACAGCAAACACAAUUUCAUCAUCGACUGAACAAACAACAGCAACAACGAUUCCAACAACAGAAGCGACAACACCAUCAACGAUUUCACUCUCGACUGAACAAACAACAUCAACAACAACUUCAACAUUUGAACCAACAACAGCAACAACACUUUCAACAGUAGAAACGGCAACAGCAAAAACAAAUUCAUCAUCGACUGAAAAAACAACAGCAACAACAAUUCCAACAACAAAAACGACAACACCAUCAAUGAUUUCACUCUUGACUGAACAAACAACAGCAACAACGACUUCAACAUUUGAACCAACAACAGCAACAACACUUUCAAUAGUAGAAAAGGCAACAGCAAAAACAAUUUCAUCAUCGACUGAACAAACAACAGCAACAACGAUUCCAACAACAAAGGCGACAUCACCAACAACGAUUUCACUCUCGACUGAACGAACAACAGCAACAACGACCUCAACAUUUGAAUCAACAACAGCAACAACACUUUCAACAAUAGAAACGGCAACAGCAAAAACAAUUUCAUCAUCAACUGAACAAACAACAGCAACAACGAUUCCAACAACGAAAGAGACAACAGCAACAACGAUUUCACUCUCGACUGAACAAACAGCAGCAACAACGACCUCAACAUUUGAAUCAACAACAGCAACAACACUUUCAACAAUAGAAACGGCAACAGCAAAAACAAUUUCAUCAUCAACUGAACAAACAACAGCAACAACGAUUCCAACAACGAAAGAGACAACAGCAACAACGAUUUCACUCUCGACUGAACAAACAGCAGCAACAACGACCUCAACAUUUGAAUCAAAAACAGAAACAACACUUUCAACAAUAGAAACGGCAACACCAAAAACAAUUUCAUCAUCAACUGAACAAACAACAGCAACAACGAUUCCAACAACGAAAGAGACAACAGCAACAACGAUUUCACUCUCGACUGAACAAACAGCAGCAACAACGACCUCAACAUUUGAAUCAACAACAGAAACAACACUUUCAACAAUAGAAACGGCAACACCAAAAACAAUUUCAUCAUCAACUGAACAAACAAAAGCACAAACGAUUCCAACAACAGAAGCGACAACACCAUCAACGAUUUCACUCUCGACUGAACAAACAACAGCAACAACGACUUCAACAUUUGAACCAACAACAGCAACAACACUUUCAACAGUAGAAACGGCCACAGCAAAAACAAUUUCAUUAUCGACUGAACAAACAACAGCAACAACGAUUCCAACAACAGAAGCGACAACAGCAUCAACAAUUGCAAACUCCACUGAACAAUCAACAGCUACAACAGAACCAACAACAGCAACAACACUUUCAACAGUAGAAACGACAACAGCAAAAGCAAUUUCAUCCUCGUCUGAAAAAACAACCGGUACAAUGAUUCUAACAACAGAGAGCAAACAAACAACAGAACCGACAGCAGCUGCAACCAUUUUACCCUCAAAGGAACAAACAGCAGCAACGAUACCAAAAACAGAAUCUACAACAGCGACGAUUCCAACAAGAGAAACGACAACAGCAACAUCGAUUUCAACAACACUAGAACCUACCACAGCACUUAUAAAUUCGAACAUCAUAGAAACAACAAAAGGAACAACAACGAUUUAAACAUCGACUGAACAACCAGUGGUUACAACAAUAAUUUCAACAACAGUACCAAGAACAGCAACAAAGUUUCAAACAACGUCAGAACAAUCAACAGCAACAACAAUUCCAUCAGCAGAAACAAUUAUUCCAAUACCAACAACAGAAACAACAACGAUUUCAACAACAGAACCAACAAAUAGCAUUGACGAUUGACGGUGCUCUCAACCAGAACAACUACAGCAAUAACGAUACCAUACGCAAAAAAAACAUCUUAGAACAUUUUCGACAUCUUCUCCAGAACCACUGGGCCAAUUUCAACCAAAUUUUCGUCAAAUUUUCAAAAAUCUUCUUCUCAAUAA
This is a messenger RNA of Magallana angulata, 2582 nucleotides long. Its product is annotated as mucin-5AC-like. The transcript is spliced from 3 exons. The coding region runs from base 1 to 2244 and encodes 747 amino acids. The record is from RefSeq and is a predicted model, not a curated record. NCBI's taxonomy places the organism in Eukaryota, Metazoa, Mollusca, Bivalvia, Ostreida, Ostreidae.